This is a messenger RNA of Malassezia globosa CBS 7966, 1767 nucleotides long. RefSeq lists its product as uncharacterized. The transcript has a single exon. The record is from RefSeq and is a predicted model, not a curated record. The coding region runs from base 1 to 1767 and encodes 588 amino acids. NCBI's taxonomy places the organism in Eukaryota, Fungi, Basidiomycota, Malasseziomycetes, Malasseziales, Malasseziaceae.
AUGUCACUCGUGGUCCUGAAUCAACAAUUUGCCAUCUAUGUGGAAUCAACGAAUGGUAUUGACUCGCUCUUUCUUCUCAAUCGAGCUAGUCGUACCCGAAAUCGGCUUAAUGCCUUGCCUUUCACGCAGUUCUCUCAGCUCUGUGUAUCGGCCUCUACAUUAACACUCGUUUGCAUCGCUGCCUCGUGUUAUACGUCCCCCGCUUUGGUCGCGGUGAACCUUCGGUCUUUCGCAGCUCUUGAUGACGCUAAUUUUGCUACCACUUCGUCCAAUGAACCGCUAUACCGUGUCCUUCGCUCUACGCAGAUGAUCGAGUUUCCUCGUGACUACGUCAGUGUACCAGAGCUUAUCACGUUUCCGACACAGCUGCAUGAUGGGUCACUUAGCAUGGCUCGUGCACUUUAUUAUUCACCGAAGAAUCCCAAUGUCCGCGCUCCCACAGGUACGCUUCCUCCGUGCCGCAUCCUAGCAUACGAAAGCUCCACGGCUCGGGAACUUGCUUCGCUGAGUCCGUCCAUUCAGUACUGGACAUCUCGUGGCUGGGCCAUUUGUGCCAUGAUCUCAGAUUCUGAUUCCGAAUAUAGGCCAUACCGUUGGCCAUGGAGCCACGAUCGUGUUCAAGCUGAGCGGAACUGCGCAGCAGCCGCAGCGUACUUGGGCGAUACGUCGCUGCCCUGGCAACGUCCGUGCACGGCGUCGACGCCUUCAUCGUCCCUAAUGAUAACAGAGAAUGAGAAUGACGGCGGAAGCAGUUUCUCCGAUGGCACACGAAGCAUCACAGUGACUCGCACCGAUUCACCGUCACUUACGAAAGAGAGCGCGCUUGCAUUUAUGUUAGGCUCGCUCGCGUAUGCAAUUAGCACCUUAGUCUUCCGUGUUCGUGCGGAAUGGCUUUGGAUCUUAUCGGCCCUCCUAGUGCUGGUAUACCGAUUAGGAUGGCGGGUCCAGGCUGAAUCUCUUCGCGUAUUUCCACAUUUAGGGGCGCAGCUCGAAACCCACCGGGGCCUAACACUUCCAAACUUUUUCCGCUCUUCAAGACCGUAUUUGCGCUUGCAAAGUGCGCGGACUUUUCUUCCAAGAGAUACCAUCUUAGAUUUUUUCAUGCUCGAGGCGAUUCAACAUUGGCGUGUGCUGGAUUAUGCUGUUCUAGUCACUUCAGGCUCGCAGAAGAAUGGGUCGCUACAUGUUGUGUUUCCGCAUCUGCUACCUCCGCCACCAGUCUACAUUCAUACGUUUCGCCGUCUCCAUGAUACACUGAUGCAACACGAUACGAAUUCACUAUCUCCUCCGUGUCGUGCCAUUGUGGAUCCAAAUCGUAUUUGCCUCUCCGGCCGCUCAGUUGGCAGUCUCAUUGCACUAGAGACGCUUCUCCUAUUCCCAGGUGUUUUCUGUACGGCAUGCAGCUUUUUGGGAGUUGGAGACCAAGCACUUGUUGCUAAACAUAUACAAAAGUAUGCAUUGCGCUAUAUCGCGACACUUUUUUGUGACAUCUAUGAAGGCAUUGCAGGCACCAACAAGGCAUACGGUGCUAGUUCACAUGCGGCCAGUUAUCGCGUACCAUUUCUUCUAUUCCGCAGCGGGUAUGAUAAAUACCUCUCGUCCCAGCAAAGCCGUGACUUAGUCCGAAUAGUUUCAAAAACUAAAGCGGCUCGUGUCAAGUACCUCGAGUUUCCUGCAAAUACUCGAAAAUCUUCGUAUGCGAAGAUUUGUCAACAAUCUCUUGAGAUAGAGCUUGCCUGGUGCACAAAUGCAGCUUUGUGCAAGUAG